AUGCCGUCGUGGGUGGCAGAAGACAACUACGACAUCUUUACUUUGUUGCGAGGACUUUUCGGGGCCCGUGGCUUUAUCGAUCCUCGGCUGCGCCUCAUCACGACAGCCCGCGGACGCAGUGUCGUCACGGCUGGGAGCUUGAAGCGACACGAGGUGCUUUUCCAGGUGCCCCUGAAGUCUAUGCUGCGACGCAAGCUUCCGUGGCGGGAGGUGCCCCUGUUCAAAGCCAGCCGCAAAGGUCUCUCAGAGGACGACGAGAUAAUUCUGUUUCUGGCGGCCCUGCGGAAAUUCGGGGUCUACUCGGAGUGGUACCGCUACCUGCGAACCCUUCCUCUCGAAGAGGCCUCCACACCACUGACCUGGAAGCCGAAUGAGGCGCACGCCUUGGAAGAGCGCAUUGAAGAUUCGCAGGUGGUGAUGUAA
This is a messenger RNA of Symbiodinium necroappetens, 423 nucleotides long. Lineage: Eukaryota; Dinophyceae; Suessiales; Symbiodiniaceae. The record is from the annotation of a GenBank genome assembly.